Akanthomyces muscarius is the source of this 2571-nucleotide messenger RNA. RefSeq lists its product as uncharacterized. The record is from RefSeq and is a predicted model, not a curated record. The transcript is spliced from 7 exons. Gene Ontology annotation, cellular component: endoplasmic reticulum membrane. Bases 1 to 2571 code for a protein of 856 amino acids. Lineage: Eukaryota; Fungi; Ascomycota; Sordariomycetes; Hypocreales; Cordycipitaceae. Gene Ontology annotation, biological process: GPI anchor biosynthetic process.
AUGGCCCCUAGAGCCAACCCAGCAGGGUCAUUCACCUUGCCGCUAGCUAUCGCCAAUCUUUUGAUCCCGAUAUCUAUUCUGAUAUUUGCAACUGGAUUCUUCCCAUACAAGCCCUUUCUUCCCGGCCUGGCCGAGUUUGAAGUCCUCGAGUUGGGACCGCCCCCUCAAGCGCCCUUUGAUAAGCUCGUGUUUGUGGUGAUUGAUGCUCUUCGAAGCGACUUUGUCUACUCUCAAGGCUCCGGCUUUGAAUAUACGCAAAGCUUAAUUCGCGAUGGCGCAGCCAUUCCGUUCACCGCGUACGCUCGCUCGCCCACAGUGACGAUGCCUAGACUAAAAGCAAUCACUACUGGCUCCAUCCCGUCUUUUGUAGACCUCAUCCUGAAUAUUGAUGAAGGUGACAAGUCUUCGGCUCUCGCCGCUCAGGAUACCUGGUUGGCUCAGCUCAAGGCAAAAGAGACGGGAAAGGUGCUCAUGUAUGGCGACGAUACAUGGCUGAAGCUCUUCCCAGACUUUUUCGACCGCCACGAUGGAACGUCCAGCUUCUUUGUUGCUGACUUUACAGAGGUCGACAACAACGUGACUCGCCACAUCAAUGGCGAGCUACAAAACGAGGAUUGGUCGUUGAUGGUCCUUCAUUACCUAGGCCUCGAUCAUAUUGGUCAUAAAUCAGGGCCCAGGAGUUCCAACAUGGUUCCCAAGCAACGAGAGAUGGACUCUAUAGUUCGCACGAUUUAUGACUCCAUGGCGUCCAAAAAGCACCUCGAAUCGACCCUUUUGGUCGUGUGUGGUGACCACGGGAUGAACGAUGCGGGCAACCACGGCGCAUCAUCGCCUGGCGAGACGUCCCCGGCGCUGCUCUUCCUGUCCCCCAAGCUCAAGGGCAUCGCAUCUACAUACGAGGCCCCCGCGCUUCCCAAGAACGGGUUUGAUUUUUACUCAGAGGUGGAACAGUCUGACAUUGUGCCGACUAUCGCCGCCCUUCUCGGCUUCCCCGUCUCCAAGAAUAAUCUCGGCGCUUUCAUCCCCGAAUUUCUCCCUUUCUGGUCGAGCCCGAAAGACAAGGUCCAGAUCCUUCUGCGCAAUGCCCGACAGAUCCUCAACAUUGUCACGGCGGCCUUUGGGCCUGAACUUUUCGACGUUGACUCCUCGACCGACCCUUGCCAACUGGAACGUACUGAUAUCAACGAACUGGCCUGCGACUGGCGUUUCAUUACUCAGCGCGCACUGACUCUCAACGCUGAGAAUACAAUUGACCAAGAGUGGCUUACGUCUACGUCUAGAUGGAUCCGCAAGGCCCAAGAUUUGAUGAGCAGCAUGGCUUCCAACUACGAUAUGUCGCGACUCUUCGCCGGACUAGGACUUGCCAUUGCUGCUGUCCUGAUGUCAGCAGCAUUGAAGGGUGUUCUUAUGCCUCAAACUGCAUUCCCGCUUGUGCUGAUUUCCGUUUCAUAUGGCGCAAUGAUGUUUGCAAGCAGCUACGUCGAAGAGGAACAUCAUUUCUGGUACUGGGCUGCGACCCUCUGGCUGGCGUUUCUCGGGGCCAAGACCAUUCGACGAUCCGGCAAGCUCUCGUCUGGCGGUCGGUACGUCGUUGCCCUCUUCGCCAUCCGCAUCACACGAAGUUGGAACCAGACCGGCCAGAAGUUUGCUGGUGAGCCCGACAUUAUCAAGAUCUUUGUUCACCAAUACCCAGCGGCCUUGUGGAUGGCCAUAAUCGCCAUGUACGGCAUCACAUGGUCCCGGAUGCUGCCUAGCCUCGAGAGUAUCCCCUUUAUUGCCGCCACGUCCAUCACUUCGGUCCUCAUCUCCUCGGCGUUUACCUUUAAGCUGGCAUUUACCGCCGCUGAUGCCCCAGAGCUCGUUGUGGGCUUUGCAAAGACGCUGAAUGACAAGUUUGAGGGCCAGUCGCUGCUUUGGCGCGCCCGUGUUGUUUUUAUUGUGCUCAGCUUGCUCUUUACCUUGGCCAUUGUUCGCGGCGUCUCCGGCGGACGACACGCAAAAGCAGCCACACGUCUGCUGCACGAACUCGUCACCCUCUUCGCCAUGACGCAGUCCCGCGCUGCCAAUGUGCCUAUCUUCCUCCUUGCGCACAUCAUCUACUGCGCCAUCGACGCCAAACAACUGACAGUCGCCGAAAUCACCACGUCGUCCAUCCUCUUCCAAUACGUUAGCUUCUUUGCUGCUGGCGGCUCCAACGCCAUCUCCUCGGUCGACCUCUCCAGCGCUUACAACGGCGUCGCGGACUUUAACGUCGUCGCCGUCGGCAUCCUGACCUUUGUCAGCAAUUGGGCCGGCCCGUUGUACUGGACGUCCGCCACCACGACGCUCCUCCUAGACAAGUACAGAGCCGGUGCGCGCGAUGUAUUUCAGCAGCACGCCACGCUUCUGACUGUCUUUGCCACGAUAUCGGCCGCGUCCGUCAUGGCGGCAUGUACUGCCAUGCGCACCCACCUGUUCAUCUGGACCGUAUUUUCGCCCAAAUAUCUGUACGCCAUGGCUUGGAAUAUUGCACAGCAUCUCGUGGUGAAUAUUGGAUUAAGCGGUGCUCUUUUCUGGUUAGGCACUCGAUGA